AUGGACGAUCCAUGGGGCUCUCCAUGGACUUCAUCCGCCGGCCAUAGCAGCAGCAGCAGCCACGGCAACGGCAACGGCAGUGGCAGUCGUGGUGGAAGUGGCAAUGGUGACUCUACCGCGAAUGGUGUGAGCGAAACACUCAAACCACCGCAGGCGGCUGUCCUGGCUGGUGGCCUCAGCGGCAGCACACCGUUUGCUUCCCUUCCGGAAACAUCGCCCUGGGCUGACGAUGACGACGGCGGCUUUGGCGGGUUCGACGACGACAAUGCCUUUGGCGACUGGACGACGGCAACGACGACCGAUGCCGACGCAAAGAGACAUACAGGAGGGCAUGUGGGUGGUGCCCCCACGCCGGAUGCAUCUGGUUGGGGAGCGUUCGCAGCGGCCGAGACAGCUGGCUUCGGUUUCGAAAAUGAAUUUGAAAACGGCUUUGGCAGCAGCCAGCACCUGUCGCCGCCACGCAAAGAAAAGUCGACGUACGGCGGACUGGGCCAGCUGAGCCCCAUUGCCUGGCCGGGCUCCGCAGCCCUAUCACCGUCCGGCUCUCCCGGCGGCAGCCCGCGACGACGGCGCGCUCUGUCGCGCUCGUCUGUAAACAGCCUCGGCGGCCGAAAGGGCAGCAUCAGCGGCUUUUCGCGCUCGCCCAGUGUCGACCCAUGGAGCACAGUGUUGACGAACGAGAAGCGCGGCGAAGCAGACCAAAGACAAGACUACGCGAGGGGAAGAGCGAGUAGCACACUGUCCAUCCCAGUCCUGCGCCUCGACGACAGCAAUAGUGUUGGCAAGAGCUUGGGUCAAGACGAGGUGAACACCAAGGAUGACGUAGCAACAGAAGCAGCAACAGAUGGCGUUCCACAAAUUAUUGCUCAACAUGUCGACAGCGAAGGCACGGGGGGUAGUUCUGAUGACGACACCGACGAUACCCCGAAACCUCCACCGCAACCAACCUUUCCCUCGUUAGACUCCUGCUCUCGCCCGUCAACCUCUAGCUCCGACGGCAGCAGUCACCACCACCAUGCUGACAACGACGAUCCGCAUCAAGACUCGCCGACAACGUCUGUUGAAGAUGACGACGCCACCGCCACCAACACCAACAAGGUCACAACGACGCCGAGUCCCGACGUUGUACAAAGAAAGUCUUCCUCCAAGGUACAGGGUUUGGUGGAGCUGUACGACGGUUUGUCAACCAGGCCUGCCGCCACACAAAGUCUAUCGGCGUCAGCCAGCACAAGAGACAGCAGCCGGCGUGGCAGCAUCGGGUCAGACAAAAGUGUAGACGGAACUGAGACAUCGGACGGUGAGGCGUUGGAGACCAUGCCAAACAUGGCAUUGGCAGUCGAGACAUCUGAAAGUGUGCCAGAAUCGCCUGCUUCAGACUUGACACUACCUGUGUCUGACUCUAAAUCGAAAGAGGACGACAUUGACGACGAGGAAAACACUGAAAGCUUAGAGGAUUCUUCAAAAGCCGACCACGAGGUCACGUCAAAGGCCAGCCCCGAAGAGGGCAAAGGAGAGAGCGUAGAGAAGCCCCCUGAGUCAACACAAGUUGACACCGAUAAGCGGCCAAAUGAGGGAGGCAAGAAGCUCGUACCAGAAGCGACCGCUCCAGACGCAGACGCGCUCUCGGCUAACCGAUUGCUUGCCCUGUUUGGCAAGCAACCGUUUACUAUCGACCAGGCCCAAGUAGACGAGCUCUACAACGACAAGGAUGCCAAAGUGCGCCCGCGAGACGAGAAGGAUGCCGAAGAGAACGCCCCACCCCUCGACGCCUUCAUUCCCGACUACAUCUUGGACGACAGCUUCACCAGCAUCUCCGAGCGCAAAGUCUGGUACCGCAUCGCCCGCCACGGCAGCUACCGCAAACACGCGGCCGGCGGCGACGACAAUGAAAACUACCGGCCCGUGACCUGGCGCACCAGCGCCAUCCGCGACGACACGGUCAAGAUUGUGCGCCGCUGGAUGGAAGAGGACUCGUUUACGGGAAAGCCCACGCUGGGCGGCGGGUUCGGGCGCGGUGUGGGCGGUGCUGCCGGCGGCGGUGCGCGCAGCGGGAACCUCUUUGGAUGGGACUCGGCAGCAGAGCCCGUGGCGCUCGACGAGGUGUUUAAGCGGAAGAAGACGGCACCGAACGGAGGUGCCGGCCACAAAUACAACCUGUCGUCCGCCUCGUCGGCAUGGGCCAAUGAAGGCAGCGGCGCCAGUGCGGGCAGUCCUGCCGGAAUCUCGCCUGCGUUUUCACCGGCGCCCGUCUUUGGCUGGGGCAGCAACAGCAACAGCAACAGCAACAGCCACGACCACGUACAUGCGCAGCCUGAGCCAGCACGAAACUCCGUCCAGAUUGACCGGCCUUUUCCUGUUGCAGCUGUUCCAUCGCCGGCCACAGCGCAGCCGAGCAGGUUCAGCGUUGUUCUGCCGCCGCGUGACCUGGCCCCGACCCUUCCACCGUCAACCGAAAAGAAGGACACGGGCGCUUUUGCAGGCGACGACGACGACGACGACGACGACGACUGGGGUGAGAUGGUCUCGUCGCCAGUGAAGGAAGAGUUUAGCAUUCCGCCCCUGGCGGCGCCUGUGUCUCUGCCUCCUGCGCCGGUGCCAACUGCUCCUGCUGUUACACCAGCUCCACCCAAACCUUCUUCUCCUAUACCGGCUCCUCAGCUGGACGACAGAGCCGUGGCAGCCCUGGCUGGCAGCAUCAUCCGCGGUCUUCCCGACCUGUCGUACAUGGCCCUGUAA
Molecule: messenger RNA, 2736 nt
Organism: Sporothrix brasiliensis 5110
Lineage: Eukaryota; Fungi; Ascomycota; Sordariomycetes; Ophiostomatales; Ophiostomataceae
Exons: 1
Coding region: 1-2736 (911 amino acids)
Source: RefSeq, a predicted model, not a curated record